Phlebotomus argentipes is the source of this 975-nucleotide messenger RNA. RefSeq names its product ribosomal RNA small subunit methyltransferase NEP1. NCBI's taxonomy places the organism in Eukaryota, Metazoa, Arthropoda, Insecta, Diptera, Psychodidae. The record is from RefSeq and is a predicted model, not a curated record. Gene Ontology annotation, biological process: rRNA base methylation. The transcript is spliced from 2 exons. Gene Ontology annotation, molecular function: rRNA (pseudouridine) methyltransferase activity; rRNA binding. Gene Ontology annotation, cellular component: nucleolus; small-subunit processome. Bases 172 to 888 code for a protein of 238 amino acids.
CAUUCUCGAUUAAAUUCAUCGACCAAUUGCCGUUGGUGGGUUUCCGUCGCACCGUCAAUCAUCAGCAUAUGUUGGUGAUUUUCACGUGAAAACAACACUUCUGCACGGUGUGUCACGCAGUUAUAUCUUUGAAGUUUGUCUGUGAGGAUCGUGAACACAAAAUAGUGAGCUAUGAAGCACGGAAAGAAGCGCAAAGCGCCUGCUUUUGUGGAGUCAGACGACACGCCGGAGAUCGAGAGGAAGAAGGGAAGCCUCGUGUGCCUGAACGAGAGAAAACUGAUUGUCGUGCUCGAGGGGGCUCAACUUGAGGUCACGAAGGUUGGGAAUGUGUUCGAGCUGUUGAACUGCGAUGAUCACACAUCAAUUCUGCGGAAGCACAAUCGCACUGCCGCCUCUUGUCGGCCAGACAUCACCCAUCAAUCCCUCUUGAUGCUGCUGGACAGUCCGCUGAACCGCGCCGGAUUGCUUCAGGUGUUUAUUCGUACGCACCAGAACGUCCUGAUCGAGAUCAAUCCCGCCACUCGAAUUCCGCGCACGUUCAAGCGCUUCGCCGGCAUGAUGGUGCAGCUGUUGAACAAGUUCUGCAUCCGCGCGGACACGACGACUGGCGAGAAGCUGCUGAAGGUGAUCAAGAAUCCCAUCGCGAAUCACUUGCCGGCCGGCUGCAAGAAACUCACGAUGUCCUUCACGGGCGAUCUGGUCAGCAACUGCAGAGAACUGGUGCCCAAGGAUCAGCCGAUUGUGGUGGUGAUCGGAGCGUUCGCGCAUGGGAACGUGGACGUGGACUACACAGAAGCGUCGGUGUCUAUCAGCAAAUUCCCACUCUCGGCGGCGCUCACGUGCACGAAGCUCUGCAGCGCUUUCGAGGAAGCGUGGGCCGUUGAGUAGGACGAUUGUUAUUAAAUUAUAUAUACUUUGUUGUAAAAUGUAUUUUCUAAGAAUAGACGAAAAGAGCGAUUUGAAUGCAUUUUUUAU